CACUCCACGGUGUAGAGGUACUUUAACCACAACUACAGCAGUACUCUGACAACCAUGUAAACGCGGCGCCCCUACUGGCCUCCGGCUGGCAAGGCUGGAUUCUGAGCUCAGAACCAGUGUCAGGGAGCUACUAUCCCUGUUGAAACUGUGGUCGAGCAGAGAAGAAAAAAUGUAACCCUUCCCCUUCUAGCCCAAUCUAAACGAGCAAGGACAGUACAAAGCAAGCGGUCCACUCACCUUCCAGAUAGAUGCCGGCUGGUGCCUUUGAAAUUCAAUGCCGGCUGGGGAUCCUUCAGCGUGGGAUCACGCCGUGUAAAUGCCCUAAAUGCAUACAGUAGAAGGGACGCCUGGAACUGCUAAUGUGAUGCAUCUACACAAGAGGAAUGUAACUGCUUUAAGAUGGGUAAUAAACAGACGAUAUUUACUGAUGAACAACUAGACGCCUAUCAGGACUGCACCUUUUUUACUCGCAAAGAAAUCCUCCGGCUGCACGGCAGAUACCAUGAGAUGGCUCCUCACAUAGUGCCAAUGGACUACACCAACGAGCCAGACGUCACAAUACCAAUACAACUCAUUGUAAACAUGCCAGAGCUCAAGGAGAAUCCAUUCAAAGAGCAAAUAGUGAAGACCUUUUCUGAAGAUGGCGAGGGGAACCUGAGCUUCAAUGACUUUGUGGACAUGUUCUCCGUGCUGAGCGAGAUGGCUCCGCGUGAGCUGAAGGCCAUUUACGCCUUUAAAAUCUACGACUUCAACACGGACAACUACAUCUGCAAGUCGGACCUGGAGAAGACGCUGAACAAGCUGACGCGGGAGGAGCUGGCAGCAGAGGAGGUGACGUUGGUGUGUGAGAAGGUGAUCGAGGAGGCCGACCUGGAUGGUGACGGCAAGCUCAACUACGCAGACUUUGAGAACAUGAUUGGCAGAGCACCCGACUUCCUCAGCACAUUUCACAUUCGGAUCUGAAGGGCAGAGACGGGACUGGUGUACAAGAAGGCAGGUGCACUUCAAGGUCAGGGUCGAUCCCCUCUGUUCUCUCAACUCUCUGGAAUGACCGUGUACUGGUGGCAGAGCUGGCUGGAACUGCAGGGAAAGAGCAGCCUGCCUCUCUCUCUCUCUCUCUGUCUCCUCCUCAUCAUAUCCGUCUGAGGACAGGCUGGAUCGCUGAUAGUUCCAGCAUCUGCUCCCUCUGCUUGGAAACCCGAAGAGCAGGUGACCGACCGAUCUUCACGACAGCAGCCGUGUUCCUGAACAACUCUCUUGAAUUUUCCACUGAAGAGGCAGUGACAGUGAAGGGUAUUCACUCCAGGAAGCACAGGCAGAUUCUAGGGCUAAAUCCUCUUUGUCUGUAUUUUAUAUCACAACACACAGUGAGUGGCGCUUUGUCCUUUACUGGGGUUUCAAGGAAACCUUUCAAUAUCCCCACUGUUUUGUAAUCGCUUGCUGCAGAUGUUUAAGGUAUUAAUUUUAAUUCAGAGUUGUUUGUUGUAAAUCGCCGGUUUUGGUGAUUCUUCAUUGCAGCAGCUUCCUCAUGGACCAGUGUGUGUCCCCAGCCCCCCUAACGCAUCUCCCUUCGAUACCUGAGUAGGAACGAACUGCAGAUUUAACUGCUGGUUUAAACUGAAGAUGGAAUCAAAAAUCUGGAGGAACUCAGCGGGUCAGGCAUCUUCUCUGGGGGAAGCAAUAGGUGACGUUUUGGGUCGAGACCCUUCUUCAGACUGAGAGUCCGGGGGAAAGGGAAACAAGAAAUAAAGACGGUGAUGUAGAGCGAUAUAAAACAAAUAAAUCAAAGGUAUUGAAAAAAGUAAUGAUGAUAAAGUCAACAGGUGCAAAGUAACCCUUGCAUCCCCCCCCUCUCUCCAUCCCUCCCCCACUCAAGUUGUACCAGCUUCCUCAUCGGACUUGUUGAGUCGGACUGUCUAUACUGGUUUCACCUGGACUACAGCUAGCAACGGCCUGUUUAAUUUCUCAUCAUUACAUUUUUCAUUCAUUUGUUCUAUAUCUCUCUACAUCGCUGUCGAUAUCUCUUGUUUCCCUGUCCCCUGACUCAGUCUGUACGAAGAAGGGUCCCGACCCGAAAUGUCACCUAUUGCUCUUCUCCAGAGGCACUGCCUGGCCCGCUGAGUCACUACAGUUUUUGUGCCCCCUCUUCACCUGCCUGUGUUUCACACCGCCUCCAGGGACCCCCAGCGGGCUACCUCAGUGGGCCAGUGGCAGGAAGACUGGGAUCGGCCGCUGUGGCUGGGUCUGUGCUUGCUUCGGGCUGUGCUUGGAUCUGACAGGGCCGGUGAUCAAAUGUAGCACAGUGCCGUGCUACGGGGAAGGGGUCAUUGCACAUAGUUUCCAUCUGGGCCACAGCUAACAAUGGCCUGUGUUCCUUUAACAUCGUUACGUUUUUGCAUAUCUUUCAUUGUGUUACCAGCUAUACUAACCCACACCGGCACCAGUGCAGUACCGUGCCGAGCUAGGAGGCUGGGGACCCUUGUGUUACCAGCUAUACUAACCCACUCAUCACCAUGCACAAAUGCAACUUUCUGCCUCCCCCCAUUCUUUUCUACUUCCAGUAUCAGAGAGGUACUGGAGCACAAGGACAAUCACGUGGCUGUACCCCAGCCAGUGGAAGGGCUCUGUCAUUACACUGUUUGGACACAUUCUCAUUGGGGAGGUUCAGCGAUUUCUUCAUUCCAGGUUGAAUAUUCUCUUUCAUUUCCUUUCGGUUUUCCUGCAACUGAAUGUAAGCGAUUGAUGUCGACUGAUAUCUCUGCGUCUAUCCCCCGUUGGAAACCUCUGGUUAUAUUUUGAAUAUAUGGCUUUCCCAUUGUUUGUUGUCUUAAUAAAUAAAUGAAAGCAACCCGAUGGCUCAAGCUGUGUCUACACACACUGCACCACCGCCCACAGCUCCAUGCAUCUUCCAUCCAUUGUACUGUUACCACACAUCCACACAUUCACUUCCAUACACUGCCACACUCUACAGUUCCACACCACACCCACCUGGGCCAGGCCAAGAUGGCCAUUCGGGGGUCCAGGAAGCGGGUCGUCGAUGGUCGUCUGCCUGCCCCCCGUCCGGGCUACGUCCGUGCUCCCUGGAGGGGGAACACGUGGCGUCCACGUGGACUCUAGACGCCUUCCGCGAACGCUAGUCGCCACGGGGG
Molecule: messenger RNA, 3149 nt
Organism: Leucoraja erinaceus (little skate)
Lineage: Eukaryota; Metazoa; Chordata; Chondrichthyes; Rajiformes; Rajidae
Gene: cib2
Product: calcium and integrin binding family member 2
Exons: 6
Coding region: 400-963 (187 amino acids)
Molecular function (GO): calcium ion binding
Source: RefSeq, a predicted model, not a curated record